GGCAACGUUGGUGUUCUCUUUGCACUUACAGUUUGAGUGCAACGCAAGUCAAAUAAGAGCCAAAGAAACCCAGGAGGCUCACUCAGCCGUUUACUGCUUUUGUGCUGUCUAAUUGGUUGUUGUAAUACAACAAUGUGGGUCAAGCUGAACUUUUAACAGGAUGUGGAAAAGAGCCGCCAGCUAAACCGUGAAGGAAAGAAGCCAACUAGUUCCACUGAAUGCUGCACAGAAAGGGGGGAAAAUGGCAGGUAAAAACCUCCCAUCGAUACAUCCAUCGUCUUUCAGGACCAGAUUCGAAUUGAGCAGGAAAGCGAGUUCUCCAAGAAGUCGCCCAUCGGUGACAGCGGUGCCUGCUCUCUCUCUGCUUGUCAGAGGAAGAGGGUCACAUGUGUCCCGUUUGACCGACGUGGAUCCUCAAAUCAUAUCCCUCCAGAAGAACAUCCAGUAUCUGCAACGACAACAAACGGAAACUCUCCAGAAGCUCCACGCAGAAAUGGAACUUCUCAAAAGGGAGAAUAAAGAGCUGAAGUAUAGGUUGACUAUGGACUCAAACAAAGCAGGCAAAAAAGGAAUAAUGUUGAGCCGAAUUGCAAGGUCUCCCUGUCAAGGGGCCCAAUCCGGACACUGCGUGGAGGAGCUGCCUGAAGACACAGCGCCUCAAGACCAAGCUUUAAGGGAGGUUAGCGAAAGUCCCCGAUCUGUACGACUAAACCAUGGUGGAGAACUAACAGGGAUACGAAAGACAACUUUAGCACCUGUAAGAAUCCACAGUGGUCCAUCCAAUCUGUCACACCCUUCUACAGUAGAGGAGUGUGAGGCCAUCAUCCAACAUCUGUUCAAUGUAAACAGUUCACAGACUCAGGAAAUUGCACGUCUGAAGGCGCUGCUUAGUGAUAUAAUUCUAAGAAAGAAAAUCACACGGGAACACCAAAUGUUGAGCAAGGCCUACCUUGGUAAUGAACCAUGCAAACCUGAUGAAAAGAAGAUAUGUCCCAAACUUGGUUCUCACCUACUUCCACCAAUAGUACCCUCUCACCCCGGUGUAGGUCUACCUGGCCUGAAGCAGAGCCUCAGUGCCAGUGCUGCAAACAGAGAGAAGAGAGUCAUGUCAUUUCACAGACCCCACUUCCAACAGAGUUUACGCUGACUGGCUAGAAAGGUCAAAGCCUGUGUGUUUUCAUGGUCAAAAACUUUGGUUACUGACAUCUUUAUUAAAGACUCAUUAAAAACAAAUACCAAGCCAUAAUAA
Poeciliopsis prolifica (blackstripe livebearer) is the source of this 1249-nucleotide messenger RNA. RefSeq lists its product as uncharacterized. Lineage: Eukaryota; Metazoa; Chordata; Actinopteri; Cyprinodontiformes; Poeciliidae. The record is from RefSeq and is a predicted model, not a curated record. The coding region runs from base 242 to 1147 and encodes 301 amino acids. The transcript is spliced from 7 exons.